This is a messenger RNA of Hemibagrus wyckioides, 1494 nucleotides long. It is a transcript of the gene emc6, whose product is annotated as ER membrane protein complex subunit 6. Gene Ontology annotation, biological process: autophagosome assembly; protein folding in endoplasmic reticulum. NCBI's taxonomy places the organism in Eukaryota, Metazoa, Chordata, Actinopteri, Siluriformes, Bagridae. The transcript is spliced from 2 exons. Gene Ontology annotation, cellular component: EMC complex; endoplasmic reticulum; membrane. The record is from RefSeq and is a predicted model, not a curated record. Bases 266 to 598 code for a protein of 110 amino acids.
AAAAAAACUUGUGAUUCUGUCGUUUUAAGCGUUGUCCAGCGAGGAAACAACAUGGCUGCCGAUGAAUGAUCAGCGUAGCGUUUAGUCCCGUAACUUUUUUGUAAAGAAAACAAUUCACAGUAGUUAAUGUUAGAUAUGUUUUAAUAUUGUCAUGAACAUAUUGUAUGUUUAUGUAUAAUUUCCUAUAAGCGGAGCAGUUUAUCAUUUCUUAAGCGUGUGCAUCCUGAUCCCGACGGUGUGUGUUUCCAGUGAUUUUUGGACUGGAAUGGCGGCGAUCGCAGCUAAACGCGAGGGCCCGCAGUUCAUCAGCGAGGUCGCGGUGCGAGGGAACGCCGCGGUGCUGGAGUACUGCCGGACCUCGGUGUCCGCUCUGUCCGGGGCCACAGCGGGCAUCCUGGGACUCACAGGCUUGUACGGGUUCAUCUUCUACUUCCUGGCGUCCUUCCUGCUGUCCGUGCUGCUCAUCCUGAAAGCUGGCCGGCAGUGGAACAAGUGCUUCAAGUCCAGACGUCUGCUCUUUACCGGAGGUCUCGUGGGCGGCUUGUUCACCUACGUGCUCUUCUGGACUUUCCUGUACGGGAUGGUGCAUGUGUACUGAAGAGCUAACUCGAGAUGUGCACAUUUCUGUUCAAAUCUCUAGGCAUGAUGAUAAUUUUAAUCUAACGUUUUCCUUUUUUUUGUAUCUCAUUGCACUGAACUGAUUCCGACAGGAAGUGACCCACUUACCUGGGCUUCAAGGUGAAGCUGUUAACCCGAGAUCUGUUUUAUUUAUUCAUUCUUUCAUUCAUUCAUCUUCAGCUUUGUCAGGGUUGCGGUAGAUCUCAAGCCCAUCUCGAGGAUCCGUCCGAAACAGGACACAAUGAGUGCACAAACACGCACAUUCACACGUGUUUUAUAGUCAGUCCACCUACUGGCAUGUUCUUGGGCGGUUGGAGGAGAGCAGAGAACCUGGAUGAAACACACACACACAAUGAGCUCAGGAUUAAUCCUGGAGCUGUGAGACAGUAAUACCUCCUGCCGUGCCACCUUGAUACAAGAUGUGUGUCACGAUUUCGCUAACAAGUCUUUAGCUUUAGAAAUGUAAUCAGCAUUAAAUAACUCUCAAUGGGGACAUUUUUUGAAUGAUUCUGUGGACAGGUACACUUCUGGUUUUUUUCUUGUACAUGCAGAACAACCUAAAGAUCUCUUCAGGCUGUGUCUCUUUUCUCUAAGUGAUGAACACAAAGGAAAGUGUUGACAGCUUUUAGACAAUAAAUACAAUACUCAGAAAGGGCAAUCUGUCAUGCUGAUCUGUUGUUUAUAUCCAGUAGUUUGAAAUUUAGCAUACUUGUAUUAGACAUCUUUAUUUUCUGGAGAAAAAAGAAACCAAUCCUCAUCCCAUUAUGAGAAAUAACAAUUUUUAGAGAAAAAUAAUCUAACAAUUAUUGACUUGUGUGGCAUUGUGCAUGGAUAUUUCUGUGGUUUCUUCUAAAUAAAUUAAUAAAUCACUCAUGA